Messenger RNA from Sclerotinia sclerotiorum 1980 UF-70, 615 nucleotides. RefSeq lists its product as hypothetical. The coding region runs from base 1 to 615 and encodes 204 amino acids. Gene Ontology annotation, biological process: protein phosphorylation. Lineage: Eukaryota; Fungi; Ascomycota; Leotiomycetes; Helotiales; Sclerotiniaceae. Gene Ontology annotation, molecular function: protein kinase activity; ATP binding. The transcript has 2 exons. The record is from RefSeq and is a predicted model, not a curated record.
AUGGAGGUCCUUGAAACGUCAGAGAUCUUUGAAGAAGUUGAUGGAGUCUGGCAGUAUGCCUACGUUACCAUUGUCUAUCGUAUCGAGAAUGAUAUUUAUCAUGGGAUCUCGAACAAUCGAAAGCAUUUUCACGAGCCAUUAUCUAUCAAAGUCGAAGAGCUUGCCAGCUCGGUACUAGUACCUAGAGAAUCCUAUUUUCCGAACUUUUCACCACUUUUCACGCAAGCUCCCGCUUCAUUGUCUGCAACUUUCUAUGUUAAGCGUCCGAGUUUGCUAUCCUAUCGUCACUCUGACGUUAACGACAAUCCUACAAAAAUCAGCGACCGCGUUAUUAGAGAGGUUAAAAAGGGUAUUCAACAUUUGCAUUAUCUAGGACUCGUUCAUAAUGAUAUCAAUCCUGCGAAUAUUAUGCUUGAUGAGACGGGCACUCCGAUUAUCAUCGACUUUGAUUCUUGCAGAUUGAUAGGGCAGGAUUUGGAAGGGGUUGGUCGGACAUAUGAGUGGUUUGAUGAGAGUGUGAGGAUUAGUUCGCAAAGUAAUGAUCUGGAUGAUUUGGAUGAAAUGCGAGCUUGGUUAACCGGAGGUCCUAUGGAAGACUUCAAGUUCAGAGAAUGA